UCUCUAAGGGGCUCUCACUCGGCGCGGCCAUGGAGGCGGACGGGAGCCAGGCUACCUCGGGGAGCCCCGGAGAGGCGCAGCACGACCCCGGCAAGAUGUUCAUCGGCGGCCUCAGCUGGCAAACCUCACCAGACAGCCUUAGAGACUAUUUUAGCAAAUUCGGAGAAAUUAGGGAGUGUAUGGUCAUGCGGGACCCCACCACCAAGCGCUCCAGAGGCUUCGGGUUCGUUACGUUCGCGGAUCCGGCGAGUGUAGACAAAGUCCUGGCCCAGCCGCACCACGAGCUGGACUCCAAGACGAUUGACCCUAAAGUUGCGUUUCCCCGACGAGCACAGCCCAAGAUGGUCACAAGAACAAAGAAAAUAUUUGUAGGUGGAUUAUCGGCUAAUACAGUAGUGGAAGACGUGAAGCAAUACUUUGAACAGUUUGGCAAGGUAGAGGAUGCCAUGCUAAUGUUUGACAAGACGACCAACAGGCAUAGAGGAUUUGGCUUCGUAACUUUUGAAAACGAAGACGUGGUGGAAAAAGUCUGUGAAAUUCAUUUCCACGAAAUCAAUAAUAAAAUGGUAGAAUGUAAGAAAGCACAACCUAAAGAAGUGAUGUUUCCACCAGGGACGAGAGGAAGGGCACGUGGAUUGCCGUACACCAUGGACGCGUUCAUGCUAGGGAUGGGAAUGUUGGGUUACCCGAAUUUUGUUGCAACAUAUGGCCGAGGAUAUCCUGGAUUUGCCCCAAGUUACAGUUAUCAGUUCCCAGGUUUCCCAGCAGCGGCUUACGGACCAGUAGCAGCGGCAGCCGUGGCGGCAGCAAGAGGAUCAGUCUUGAAUAGCUACAGUGCUCAACCGAAUUUUGGCGCACCCGCUUCCCCGGCAGGCUCCACCCCAGCGCGGCCCGGAGGCUUCCCCGGGGCCAACAGCCCCGGGCCCGUGGCGGAUCUCUACGGCACGGCCAGCCAGGACUCCGCCGUGGGCAACUACAUAAGCGCCGCCAGCCCGCAGCCGGGCUCGGGCUUCGGCCACGGCAUCGCCGGACCUUUGAUUGCAACGGCUUUUACAAAUGGAUACCAUUGAAACGUUACACAUGGUUGGUUGCCAUCUCACUUGGAGAGUCUCUCUGGAUGUCCGGGCAAGACAGGGCGAAGUUUCUGAAGGGGCCCACGGUUGGGUGAUCUCAUCAGACUUUGAGCACUACAUCAUCAUCACCAUCACCAUCAUCAUCAUCACCGCCAACGCAAACUGGAGGUGGCACUCGAAGGACUUGGGUGGUUUAAAAUCUCUCUCAUCAUCUCAUGAAUCUGCUGUACUAUAAAAACAACAGCUUUUAAAAGUAUGUAUAUAAAACCCA
Molecule: messenger RNA, 1344 nt
Organism: Agelaius phoeniceus (red-winged blackbird)
Lineage: Eukaryota; Metazoa; Chordata; Aves; Passeriformes; Icteridae
Gene: MSI2
Product: musashi RNA binding protein 2
Biological process (GO): regulation of translation; central nervous system development
Cellular component (GO): cytoplasm
Molecular function (GO): mRNA binding
Source: RefSeq, a predicted model, not a curated record